Messenger RNA from Cetraspora pellucida, 798 nucleotides. Lineage: Eukaryota; Fungi; Glomeromycota; Glomeromycetes; Diversisporales; Gigasporaceae. The record is from the annotation of a GenBank genome assembly.
AUGAGUUUUGAUAAUAAUCCUUCUACUGCACAAAAAGAUGCUUGGAAAAGAGAGCAAUUAGAAUUAAGAUCAAGGUUAAUAGAAGUUGACGAUUUAAGUUUUUCAAAAAAAAUUAUUGAAAAAAAUAAUAAACAAAGAAUAGAAUUUGAAGGAUUAAAUUAUAUAGGUGGAGUUGAUUUAAGUUUUAUUGAAAAUAAUAAUGAAGAUGCAGUAGCUUCGUUGGUUGUCUUAGAAUAUCCAAGUUUAAAAGUUAUCUAUGAAAAUUAUAAAAUGGUUAAACUAAAACUUCCAUAUAUUGCUGGAUUUUUGGCAUUUCGAGAAGUCACACCGUUACUAGAAUUACUUCAAAAUCUUCGACAAACUAAUCCUAAUAUAUUUCCACAAGUUGUAAUCGUUGAUGGUAAUGGUUUAUUACAUCCAAGGAAAUUUGGAUUGGCUAGUCAUUUGGGUGUACUAGCAGAUGUUCCUACCAUUGGGGUUGGUAAGAACUUUUUGCAAAUUGAUGAUGGAAAUGAAUUAACCAUGUUACAUGUGAAAAAGACAGUUAAAGAAAAGUUGAAGAAAGGUGGUGAUGCAUAUUUCCUUUGUGGUGUUUCUGGCACAACAUAUGGCGCGGCGGUUCGAAGUUUAGAAAACACUACGAAUCCAAUCUAUGUAUCAAUUGGUCAUAAAAUAUGUCUUGACACAGCAAUUCAAUUAGUUGUCAAAUGUUGUCAUUAUCGUAUUCCAGAGCCUACAAGACAAGCUGAUGUGCGAUCCCGAAAUUUUGUUAAAAACCUUUUGAAAUAUACUAUAUAA